Musca domestica (house fly) is the source of this 698-nucleotide messenger RNA. RefSeq lists its product as uncharacterized. The transcript has 4 exons. The record is from RefSeq and is a predicted model, not a curated record. The coding region runs from base 285 to 623 and encodes 112 amino acids. NCBI's taxonomy places the organism in Eukaryota, Metazoa, Arthropoda, Insecta, Diptera, Muscidae.
CAUUACUUUAAAACUCUGCCAUCAAACUUAGUUAUUCAACGUUCAUCCACAGCAUUGGUUUAGUUCUUCUCCGGGCUAGAAAAAAUUUCCAGCAAUAUGUCGCCCAGGACUUCUUGGAUCUUUUCCAUAGGUGUUUUCUAUUCGUGCAUAUUCACCUAUUUGGGUCUACAUCAUUUCAUCAAGAUAUGUAGCAAAUCUACGAUAAAUUUGAAAAGUCUGACGAAGAUUCGGUUACCAAGGAUUUUGUGACUUUUGUAAAAUCUGGAGAGGCAUCGUAUCAUGCAAUGUCUUUGAUUGGUACAGUCACAAUGGUAAUUUCUUCGCUUAUGCUGAUGAUAGGUGUGAGCAAGGACAAACAUAGCUUCUUUGUCCCCUGGCUUAUAUGUUCCUGGCUGAAUGUAAUCUACGAUAUUUUGGCCACAUACUUUAUGGCAUACUUCGAAGAGAGAUCGGAACUGUAUGUUUUGACUACAGUUUUCGUUAUUGCCUUGUGGUAUCCGGUGUAUUACCAAUACAAGAGUCUGCGAAUGUUUAAACAUAGACCAGUUGUCAUUGCAAGUUCCCUGGAAAAGGUUGGCAACUCAAUGCACUCAAAAAAUCGAUCGGUUAUUGAGCCCGUUUAAAAGAGCUUUGAAAAAAAUAUUGAAUAAUGUCGAAAUGGACAAAAUAAAUUUUGAAUGAAAAAAUGCGUGGAUUAU